Molecule: messenger RNA, 2274 nt
Organism: Didymodactylos carnosus
Lineage: Eukaryota; Metazoa; Rotifera; Eurotatoria; Philodinida; Philodinidae
Source: the annotation of a GenBank genome assembly
AUGGCUGUUAAUGCUGGAAGUCGCAAUAACAAAAACAAUCGUGGUGAUUUAACGAGUCAAUCAUUCAUUGAACACGUUAGUGAAGCUACUGGCGAAGACGAAGACAAAGAAUGGCAAAGUGGAGAUAUUAAUCAAAUAUUUAAUACUUGUGAUUUAGAUGGAUGUGGUUAUUUAGAUAAAGAUAAGCUACAGUGUAUUUGUCCACAUUUAAAUUCGGAUGAAAUUGAUGCCAUAUUUAAUGAUUUAGACACGAAUAAAGAUAAUAAAAUUAGUCUGUCAGAAUUCUCUUCUGGUUUCAAAUCACUUUUAAGCGAAUUUGUCAAUAAUGAACCUCCAGUAGAAAUGUCACAUUUGAAUUAUAAACAAUCGCCAUCAUCUCCAUCUAUGAUAAACGACUAUUCAGAAAAUUUAUUUUCCAGUGAUAAACACGAUGCACAUUCACAAAUCAACGAAGUGUUUGGCAAUUUAACUUGGAGAAAGACAGUAAUUGAAGUGAUAAUAACUGUAACUAUUGUGGUACAAUUAUCGAUCGAUGACAUGGAUGGAAUUGAAACGGCCAUAUUUUCAAACCAAGAACAAGUAUACGAAUUUUAUGAAACACUUCGAAAUGGCAAUUCUACUGAAUCUGUUGAACAAUUUCAAAAUAUUCUUGAAGUAUUUGUACGUGACAUAUUAAAAUAUCGAAAAGAAAUUAAACGGCUUGAAGAUGCAUAUAAACGUGAUAAAGAGAGCAAUGAUAAAUAUUUGAAACGUUUUGAAGAAGAUUAUGAACGAGAAAUGCGUCUAUUGGAAGAAAAAACCAGAAAGGAGGCGAAUUUACAACGAAUGCAAAUGAUUGAGCAACGAUAUGCAGAAUUGAAAAAUGGCGAAGAUUCAGCAGUGGUAUUAUUACGAAAUGACAUAUUAAAAUUAACUCAAGAGAAUCAAACAUUGAAUAGUUCAUUAAAUGAAUCUCUUACAUCAAUUGCCGUACUUCAAAGUGAAUUAUCAGCAAUGAAGGGACAUUUGAAUGAUAGACAAAAUCAACUAUUACAUGAAAAACAAUCAUCUUCAAGUAAUUAUCGAGAUAAAGAAUCAUUGAAAGCAAACGUACAAUUGCUAGUCGAAGUGAAUAAAAAACUCCGCGAUGAUAAUGACAAUUUACGAGCAUCAUUAGAAGGUGUAAAAGUGAAUUCAUCCCGCACACCAUCAGAAAAUGUAUCACCUUCCAGAAGAAAUCGUAUGACGCGAACUGGAUCUAUUUUAGAAGCAUACUGGAACAAUAAUUCAACAAAUAACGGAUCAUCAACUCCACAACUUAUGACAAAUCAAGCACAUGUGAUGCCAUUACACGAAAAAAAAUUGAAUUCCUUUGAUGUUGAUUCCGAUGAUUUAGGUAGAAAUCAACUUCUCAAUAGUCCUAUUAGUACUAUGAAUGGUAUUAAAAAUAGUGGCUUAUCGCUUACAACGCUGCGAGACAUAACAGAAGUUGAAUCAGAUCGAGAACAACAACCCAGUCUACCAUCAGUACCAGCAACAAAAACAUUAAUAAACUCUAAAAAUAAUCGUUCAUUCCAAAAAAGAGAUAAUGCAACUGAUUCGGAUGAAGUUUUUGAUGAAGAGCGUAAUAAUCCAAAGAAAUGGCCACAACGCUCAAUAAAAUCAAAAAGCUCAAUAAAUAGAUCAGUAAAAACAACUGGUACGGCAACAUUUACACCACCAUCACCUCUGUUAACUUCAACACCACAGUUAAAAUCUGAGCAACAAACACAAAAUCUUCCAUUUGAUCGAAUGUAUAAAGUUGUGUUUUGUGGUGAUGCUGCCGUUGGUAAAAGUACAUUGAUCAUGCGGUUAUGUAAAGGAAAAUUUGUGUCAACUGGUCAAGAAAGAUUUCGAAGUAUAGCUAAGUCGUAUUUUCGUCGAUGUGAUGGUGUAUUGUUAGUAUACGACUGCACCUAUGAACGAUCGUUUCUGAAUGUUCGAGAAUGGAUCGAUACAGUAACUGAAGCCACAACAAAAAAAGUUCCUGUUAUGAUUGUUGCAAAUAAAAUUGAUUUAAGAGAUCAAAUGAGAAGUGAAGGUCGCCGAGUAAUCGAACAUGAUGAUGGCAUGAAACUGGCCAAGGACUAUGGUGCUUUGUUCAUUGAAACAUCUGCUAAAGAUGGUACAAAUUCAAAUGAAACUCUUAUCGAAUUAGCUAGAGAUAUGCGCUGUAACGAAGAUCUCGAAGUUGUUUCAUCUGGCAUGCAACUUGAUCAACAAGCUAAAAAAUCAGGUUGUUGUUCACGAUUUUAA